This is a messenger RNA of Theobroma umbraticum, 986 nucleotides long. Its product is annotated as Serine/Threonine-kinase. The record is from RefSeq and is a predicted model, not a curated record. Lineage: Eukaryota; Viridiplantae; Streptophyta; Magnoliopsida; Malvales; Malvaceae.
AUCACUAGGAAUCAUGCCUGCCAAAGGAAAAGAAAGGGAACUGUAAUAAAGAAUGGAGAAAAAGAAAAGAAGCACAUUGCCAACUCCAUCUUUGAGUCAUCACAACUUGAAGGCCAAAGGCUUUUCCCUCUCUCUACACAGAUGAAAAUUCCCUGCUUUCUGAUCUUUUCUCAGCUCUCUCACACAUCAUUCCUCAGCUUGCUUUGUUCAUGCAAGAUCCAAAGAACUCUCACACAAGGAAGCCUUGGUAUCAAAGAGCAAUGGAGAGGGCUACCGUAUGGAAAACUGGUCCAAAGACUGCCGAAAUCCCUUCUACGAGUGCUACAUUGUGGAAAACCAUUUCCAAGCCCACGGAAAUUCCCAUGGCGAAUGCAACACUAUGGAAAGCAAUCCCCAAGUCCGCUGAGAUCCCAUCAACUCAUCCCAACAGAGAGAAGCUGAGGAAAUGCACCUCCCUCAGGGUUGCCACAUCGUUUACUCGUGUUUGUCUAUGUGCACCAAUCUCUUCCUACAAUGAGGUGUUUCGUGCGGACGUUCCCCCUCGAAGAAGCAACAGUUACCCUAGGUCAAAGCCGUUUACCCUGUCACAAGAAAGAAUACCUAGCGCGAGACUUAGCACGGAAGGAAGAAGAGUUUUCCGCGGAAAAUCUUUGACGGAUGAUGUUUUGAUGAGGAGAUUUGUUGUGGAAGAAGAAGCAAUGAUGCAAGUUAGGAGGAGGAACCAAAUGGAAGUCAUAAGGAGGAGAAGUAUGAUGAGAAGGAAGAAGCUUGGCCCUAGUCCUCUUAGUAGAAUGGUAAAGGCUAAGGAGGAGGAGGAGGAAGAAACUUUUUAAUUUUUCUUUUUGAAAAUUUACCCAUCAUUUCUCUUUUUGUUCUUUUUCUUCUUAAUUAUUGCCUAAAUUGUUUGCACUCUUCACUGGGCACUUCCUUUUGCUAUAUAAUCAAACAAUUUGGAUGGAGGGAAAAAUCUGCAAAUUGUGGGAACA